Molecule: messenger RNA, 1425 nt
Organism: Orbilia oligospora ATCC 24927
Lineage: Eukaryota; Fungi; Ascomycota; Orbiliomycetes; Orbiliales; Orbiliaceae
Exons: 2
Coding region: 1-1425 (474 amino acids)
Biological process (GO): lipid metabolic process
Molecular function (GO): oxidoreductase activity, acting on paired donors, with oxidation of a pair of donors resulting in the reduction of molecular oxygen to two molecules of water
Source: RefSeq, a predicted model, not a curated record
AUGCCGGCGACAGUUCGACCAGCUGCUGCCAAACGGGCCAGCACGGAGAAAUCAGCCUAUUCGACCUCGAAUUCGGUUUCUCCUUCCGACUCUCCAUCUUUCAACCCAUCUCCUCAUUCCUCAAACACCUCUCUCAGCGACCUUGAUGUCAAGACCAACAGCCAUCCCAAGCUCAUCAAUACGUAUGGUCAGGAAUUCAAGAUUCCAGACUAUACCAUUAAGGACAUCUAUGAUGCUAUUCCAAAGCACUGCUUCAAGCGAAGUGCUUUGAAGUCAUUGAGCUAUGUUUUCCGGGAUAUGGUUUACUUGACUGUCACAUUCAUUGCCUUCAACAACUAUAUCAUCCCAGCUAUUCCUAAUGUCUACGGUCGAGCUGUAGCCUGGGCAGUCUACACUGUCCUUCAAGGUCUCUUCGGAACUGGUUUGUGGGUCAUGGCUCAUGAAUGUGGUCAUGGUGCUUUCUCGGAUUCUAAGACUAUCAACAACACAGUCGGCUGGAUUCUUCACUCAUCGCUCUUGGUCCCAUACUUCUCAUGGCAAAUCUCCCAUCACAAGCACCACAAGGCAACUGGUCAUAUGCAGCGUGAUAUGGUUUUCGUUCCACGCACACGCGCCGAAUACGCCCUUAAGUUUGGUGCUCAGGUCAGUGAAUUGAUGGAAGAAACUCCUCUCUACACUGCCGGCCAUAUGAUUGCCCAACAGCUUUUCGGAUGGCCGUUGUAUUUGAUCACUAAUGUCACUGGCCACAAUUUCCACGAGAGACAAUCCGAGGGCCGUGGUAAGGGAAAGAAAAAUGGUUGGUUUACUGGUGUCAACCACUUCGAUCCUGCCUCUCCACUUUAUGAGUUCAAGCACAGCAAAUUGAUCUUGUUGAGCGAUCUGGGUUUGGCUAUUAUGGGCUUCAUCCUGUACACCGCCUGCCAGAGGUGGGGUGCUGCCAAUGUUCUAGUUUGGUACGGUAUUCCGUAUCUUUGGGUUAACCACUGGUUGGUUGCCAUCACAUACCUCCAGCACACAGACCCCACUCUCCCUCACUAUGACCAAGCUGCCUGGAACUUCACACGUGGUGCUGCUGCUACUAUUGACCGUGAGUUCGGUUUCAUUGGCCGUCAUCUCCUCCACGGUAUCAUCGAAACCCACGUUGCCCAUCACUACGUUUCUUCAAUCCCAUUCUACAACGCCGAUGAGGCCACCGAGGCCCUCAAGGAGGUCAUGGGUGAACAUUACCGUUCCAAUACCGAGGGCGGCAGCUGGGGUUUCCUCGCUGCUUUGUGGCAUUCUGCUAGGUGGUGCCACUUUGUUGAGGAGCCAGUUGGUGCUGAGGGAAGUGGUGUCUUGUUCUUCAGGAACAGGAACGGGCUCGGUGUCGCACCGCGUAAGGAAGGGGAUUUGAAGAAGGAGAUUAUCAUUGGAGCCGACGAGUAA